This is a messenger RNA of Seminavis robusta, 1659 nucleotides long. NCBI's taxonomy places the organism in Eukaryota, Bacillariophyta, Bacillariophyceae, Naviculales, Naviculaceae. The record is from the annotation of a GenBank genome assembly.
AUGGAAUCCAAAGGAGACAGCAGUAAGGAUGUCGAGGCGUCCAAGGAAUACCGACCGUUCGAAGACUCCGAACCGAAGGUGCCGAGGGUCAUGUCCUUUGAGCAGGAGGGAGGAAAAGCUCCUCAAAUAGUGUUAAAUUCGGCCAGUUCGGGAUCUUCCAAUUCUUCCACUUCUUCCACCACCCCACUAUUCCCAUGUUACUCCGUAUUGACCAAACUGCAAAAGAAAGAACUUGUACAAUUCUGUUAUCUCUCCGCCGCCGCCAUUACGGGAGCACUCUUGCGCAUUAUGCUGGCGCAACUGUUUGGAGAAGAAUGCAAAAAUCCAGGAACGGUCGGAUGGUUGAAAGCAUCCAGUCCGCUCUGUGUCACGGCCGAUGGUCACGCCGAAUUGGUCGAAGGAGGCAUUGUCUUUGCCGAUUUGCCCGCCAAUUUGCUGGGAUGCUUUUUCAUGGGGUUCAUGCAAGAUGGCACCACACUGGGACUCGCCAUUCCGGUACCCGUGGCAUGGUUAUCCCCCCUCUCCGACUUUCAAUCCAUGACCUUGAUCCAUUUUGCCAUCAAAACGGGAUUCUGUGGGAGUCUCACCACGUUUAGUUCCUGGAAUUCCGAAAUGAUUGUACUCAUGUUUGGAUCGGGAUACAAUCGAAGUUCCCAGUUUAUGAAGGCCAUGUUUGGAUAUCUCAUUGGAAUGGAAACUGCAUUAGGAUCCUAUGUCUUUGGAACGACCGUGGCCAAAUGGUUGCAUCGACUCGUCAACCCAGCGCUGGCGGCCGAAGCCGAUGCCAUGAGAGAACGACAACGUGAAGGGGUCUUUAUCAAUCGAGAAUUACCCGAAACCGAACGACGCUUCUUGCACCGACUGGACUUUCAAUACGAUUCCGUCGUGGCGGGCAAUGAUUCCAUGGCAGCCUUGUUGCGAUGGAGAGAAUCCACCUCCAGUGCGCGUCGGGUCAAUCAUCCCUUGGUCGAUGCACUCUAUCAAAUUGAAAAGUGCGUCUUUUGCGAUCAUGUCGCUGUCCCUCCGGAUGCCGAGCUCGUGGCCAAACAGGAAGGAUGGGAUCUAGAGGCACUUCAUGAAUGGACACAUCGGGGAAGACUGGCACGGCUGCCCAGAACGUCGUCGGCGGGAUAUCUGCUCCCCUACGAACACAAUCAAUGGUACUCGGUGGCCGUUGCGGGCUUUUUUGUGGGAGGCAUUGUCCUCAUGCUCAUCCUUGGACUGAUUCAAGUCAAUGAGAAGGAGGACUAUCUCAUCACCUACCGGACCAUGGUAUAUUCCCUCCUCUUUGCUCCCUUUGGGGCAUUUCUUCGAUGGCAACUUUCCAGCCUGAACGGGUCCUUUGCCAUUUCCAGCGACAUGGCUUGGAUUCCAGCGGGAACCUUGGCUGCCAAUAUCCUGGGAAGCUUGGUUAGCGUUACCAUGACAGGCCUGGAAUUUCGAAACACGGAAUUUCAGGACUUUUGGGUGGUGGGGACGUUGCGAGCCGUCCGAGUUGGAUUCGCGGGGUGCUUGACCACAGUAUCCACCUUUGUAUCGGAGGUGCACAAAUUCUUUGAUCAACAAAAACAUGAUCGAGGAUACAUCUAUAUCCUGGUUACUCUGACUACCUGUUCCGUCUUGGCCAGCUUUAUCUAUGCAGGAAUCAGAUAUCUAUAG